Molecule: messenger RNA, 1823 nt
Organism: Physella acuta
Lineage: Eukaryota; Metazoa; Mollusca; Gastropoda; Physidae
Cellular component (GO): extracellular region
Source: RefSeq, a predicted model, not a curated record
CAUUUCAACAAGAGACAGAAAUAAGGAAAAUUGCAUUCACUGGUUCUCUGAUGAAGAUGUUGUUGAGAGCGGUCACUGUCAUGGCUGUUCUGGUUCACAUGGUGGACGCCGGAUGUAGCAGGUCUGACUGGUGGGCGAGUCUGGACAGACAGGGGCUAUCGAAGUGCAGCGGGGGUGACGAUUUCAUUUCCGGUUUCUAUAGAAACGACCGGAAGAGCUGGGACGACGACCCGUUACAGUUGCUGGAAGAGGCCGAGUGCUGUAGCCGAGUGUCCCCUUGGACGAACUCAAAAUCCCAGGUCGUGAAUGCUGAUUGGUGGAUAACAUUUGACAGAUCAAACUCUUGGGGUUACUGCCCGGCUGGGUAUUUUUUGAACGGGAUAUAUAGAAGUCAGGAUAAUAAAGGUUUGCUGUAUAAUAUAGAAGAAGGAAGAUGCUCUAAACCCGCGGAUCACCCAGCAUACCACGGGCACUGCUACGAUCACGAUAUCUCCAUUUGUUUUGACAAUAAAGGAAUUUGUAAAUGUAACAGUGACUACUACGUCACAGGUUUAUACCGCGGCGGCUGUGAUAAGCUCUUCUGUCUGGAAACGCUGAGAUGCUGCAAGAUGGCUGAUGGUCCUGAACAACUGGAUGAGCUGUACAAAGUGAAGACGCGCAUCAUGGACACCACAAUGGCUGAUAUAGCUUAUCUAGCGCAUUACCUGGGUUAUGCUUGGUGCUCGGGCUGUAGAGCCCCGUACGUUGGCGAAGAUUUUAGAAGAAGUGGCGACACAUGGAACGCUGAUAAAAGCGGGCGUUGUGAGGGAUACAUGAGCGAUAAACGGUUAAACAUGGCGUAUGGAGACUGGAGUUUUGGUAUCAAAGAUAUCAAAUACGGAACUCCUGUAAUUCAAGAACUGGCACCGGAAACGAUUGAUUCUGGAACUAUAUUCAACAAUGACCCGACAGAGGCGACGAAGACCAUCACGCGAUCUGAGACCAGUGUCCGUAGCGUCGCCCACACUACGACCAGCUCUUGGAAAUAUGGCCACGAGCUGAACGUCCAGGUCAGCUACACGCCGCCUGAAGCCACGGGUGGAGUGGGUGGCUCCAUUGGUUACAAAUUUAACUACGAGACAACCACAAGCACGACCGACGAAACUAAGAAAGAACAGUCAAGGACAUUUUCGGUCAGCACUUCCAAGACUUUAGCCCCUAAUUCCGCUUCCAAAUGGAGCCUUGUCCUGUCCAAAACCAGAACCUCUAUGACCUACACGGCUACAAUAAUCGUCAAGUUUUCAACGGAGCUUCAGGGUUUUCUACGUUGGGGUGGUGGCGCUAGCAGUAUCGAUACCAAUUACCAUUACCAGUAUCGCGGUAGUGGAGAUCGCCCAACGUUCAACUACAGAUUCGGAGAUUCCAGCACGCCUUUCUACACGGCGCUGAAGAGACAGAGCGAUACCAACUCCCAGCCUUGGUUGUGGAACGACAUGAAAAACGCGUACCCUAACGCACAAAAUUUCAUCAACGACCUGAGUAAUGAGAACAGGUACGUCUUCACCAUCACCGGAAGGUUCGAUGACGUCAUCGGCAAACACGCCGAGUUCCGCUGGGACUCGGUGAGUGUGGGCAGGAGGUCGGAUGACGUGGAGGACACCGGUCCGGAUGAGAUCUUCCAGAACUCCACGCACGUGGCUAAGCCUCUCCCUAACGAUGUCCCUCCUGUGACACUCAAGCCUCCACAUGUUGAUGUUACGGUGAAGAACCAAGUCAAGUUGGAACAGCUUAAGCCAUCCGGCUCGUAAGGCACCUAGCAAUUAAAAAAAAAUUAAGCAAUAAAG